Messenger RNA from Saccostrea echinata, 1622 nucleotides. RefSeq lists its product as uncharacterized. Lineage: Eukaryota; Metazoa; Mollusca; Bivalvia; Ostreida; Ostreidae. The transcript is spliced from 8 exons. The coding region runs from base 1 to 1467 and encodes 488 amino acids. The record is from RefSeq and is a predicted model, not a curated record.
AUGCAGGUGAUAGCGGAAUGUUACUAUGCAAGUAAGAAAGUUGACGAUGGAAAACUGGAGUCAUCUCCUUUGUCACACAGUUUAGUUGUCCCUCUGAGUAAAAUGAAACAAUUUGUUGGAGGUUUAAUUUCCCUGAUAUUUGUGUCUGAAAUAUGUUGUGUGGUUUGGGCGUCAGGUUGCGAAAAUCCACUUGAUCCUAAGAAGAAUGACCUGAUGGGAGAAAAUGGGAAAAUAAAUUUUGAAAAUGUCAUCUAUCGUGUAAACAAGACAAUAGGAACAAAUAUGACCGAAAUUGAAAAGUAUCUUACUGGCGAUGACUGUGUAAAUGUUGCUGACUGUGUCUUGGAAUUCAAAGUAAAAUGGAACAAGGAAUUAGGAAUUUGUAUUACUUCAUCAAAUGAAAGAAAAUGUAUUGAAAUAAAAUGUGAUUGCCAGAAAACUUGUCGAUUGAAUCUAUGUAAUUCUGAUGUCAAAUUAGUUUGUACAGUCAAAGCAAAGAAUAAUAAACAUCGCUCACGCGAGGACAAUCUUACAGAAAACAUUACUGAAGAUAGAAAUUCGAAUGAUUCUCAACAACAAUCAUCAACUAUAAGAGCUGAUGAUAUUUCUAAUGAUCGAUAUACUACUACCAAUCCUUCUACAAUUCCUUUGGAGCAAACAGGAAAAAAUAGGUUUGAAGAUGCAGAUGGUUUUCUAUGGUUUACAACGGGUGCCUUUGUCGUUGGCGUUUUCUGUGGAAUGCUUUUAUCCAUGGCCAUAAUCUUCAUAUGCAAGAAGAGUAAAAACAAUAAGGUUAAGAGAAUGAAGUCUGAACAUUCCGUGGGACAGGAUGUACCUCUAAUCAACUCAGACCUGGCAGACUCACCCGUCUACUCAGAAAUUACAGAACAAAAACAAAAUGACAUCGUUCAAAAAUCCCAAAACAACGACAAGCCACAAUACAGUUCUCCAGUAUACGUCGGAGAAUACGUUGAACCAGUAAACAGAGAUAGAAAUCCAACGCUUCUGCAGGACAGAAAGUCAAACUUUGUAAAUAGUUCCAAUGUAUCUAAACAAUAUAUGCCUGCCGUAAUAUCAGCUACAGAUCAAAAGGGAGAUAUUUCUGAUCCGUGCAAUCACGUAUACAAUCAUUUACAACUAGGUAUAGAAUCCGUAGAUCGUUGGCAAGAGAGAAAUGAAAACGUUUCAUUGUCUAGUGAAACAGAAACUUCAAUAAAUUAUGACGAGCGAAUUGAGAAAGGUCAAGACCAGGAUUCAAGAAAUACUUCUGUCCAGAAAACAGACAAUCUAAACGAUAUUUUGGACGAGCAACAAACAGGUUCUGAGAUGGGAUCGCAUUCUGCAUGCAUACCCCCUUUUCUCUCAGACGUCUCUGAAGAAGAAGAAAUAGAGAAAAAAAAUGUUAACCAAAUAUUAUCUAGUGACCAGGAAAACGAAUAUUUUCUAUUGGAGAAAAUCUACCCAUAGUUAGAGAAGAUGAGCAUUGUUUUUUUCCCCUAUCAACUUUAAAGCAUGACAAUAAUUAUAAUAACAUAAUAUUUACCAAACCGGGAAUGUAAAAAGUAAACGCUUUUAAUUAGCAAUUUAUAUUUUUCUAUUUUCAUGAAAAUGAUGGAUGCAAA